Molecule: messenger RNA, 544 nt
Organism: Rhizopus microsporus ATCC 52813
Lineage: Eukaryota; Fungi; Mucoromycota; Mucoromycetes; Mucorales; Rhizopodaceae
Exons: 2
Coding region: 95-445 (116 amino acids)
Source: RefSeq, a predicted model, not a curated record
GGUUGAUACAACCUCUGAUCAUAAACAAAAUACCCAAAAGAAGAAAGAAAAGGAAGAAAAAAGUGAGUCAGUCAGUGAAACGCAUUCUCCUCUUAUGGAGCCUGAGGAAACUGAAGUUGAAGAAGUAAAAAAACAAAUACCAAAGGAGACUAAACCUGAAAAGCAAGACGUUGAGAUGUCUGAGACAAAACAAAUCGCAAGUGCUGAAGAGGAAGAUUCAGAUGAUUACGAAGAAGAUGACAUUGUAACUGAUCCUGAUUACAGACGUGACUGGGAUUGGGCUAAGGACAUUGACAGUCUCAUUAAAGUUCAAAGAGGAAGAAAGCGCGAACUUGAAGCUUUAAUUCGAUGGAAGGAUGGUGUAUUGGCACUUUAUACGACUGCAUCCAUCAAGCAAAAGUGCCCUAAAUUGGUAAGUCAUUAUUUUGUGUGGGAAUUAUGCUGACUCCAACUAAUUGCUUAUUCCGUUUUAAGUUAUUGGACUACUAUGAAUCACGACUGCAGUUCCAAAAAAAAAGCCAAAUAAACACAAUCUAGGAUUUUU